UAUAAAGAAGCGUCCGCAAAUUUUUUCUUUAUAUAAUUAUUUUCUAAACUUCCUCAUAGUAUCAGAUCAUAUAUUAAACAGUUGGAUGGAGAAGUUAUAAAAAUGGCAAAAAUCAAUAUUACUUUAAUAAUAUAUUUACUUGGAAUUUUCAAUAAUUUUUUUAUUGUAAAAACAAAUCCAAUUGUUAAAACAUUAUCUGGAAAAAUUAAAGGAUAUUAUCAAAAAUCUUUUAAAGGAAGAGAAUUUAAAUCAUUUGAAGGAAUUCCAUAUGCUGAACCACCAGUUGGAGCUCUUCGUUUUCAGCCUCCAGAAAAUGUAUCACCAUGGGAUGGUGUUCUCCUUGCAGAACGACCAGAAUCAGAAUGUCUUCAACACUCACACAGAAUACAAAUUGGCCAAGACAUUGUUCAUGGUUCUGAAGAUUGUCUCUACUUGAAUAUUUAUGUUCCUACUGAUGAUGAUAAUUCAACAAAAUUAUUACCAGUACUAUUUUACAUACAUUCUGGUGCUUUUCAAUUUGGAAAUGGUCAUGAAAAUCGUCCAGAGUAUCUUAUGGAUAGAAAAGUAGUUUAUGUUACUAUUAAUUAUCGUCUAGGAAUGCUCGGAUUCCUAAGUACUGGUGAUGACGUGGUACCAGGUAACAUGGGUUUAAAAGAUCAAAAUUUAGCAUUACGUUGGAUAUCAGAUAAUAUUAAAUUUUUUGGUGGUGAUUCAGAGAAAAUUACUCUUGUUGGUUUAAGUGCUGGUGCUGCAAGUGUUCAUUAUCAUUAUUUAAGUCCAUUAAGUCGUGGAUUAUUUCAUGGAGGAAUAUCAUUGAGUGGUACUGCUCUUGAUUGUUGGACACAAACUGGAAAUUCUGAAGAAAAAACUAAAAAACUUGCUGAUAUUUUGGGCUGUCCUACUCAUAACACCAAAAGAAUGAUCAAGUGUUUAAUGACAAGACCAGCUAAAAGUAUCGUUCAACUUCUUAGAAAAUUUAUGCCAUGGCUUUACAAUCCUUAUACACCAUUUGGUCCAGUAGUUGAAAAAAAUUCAUCAAAACCAUUUAUUGAUCGUUCACCAAUUGAUAUAAUUGCAAGUGGUGAUGCUGCAAAUGUACCAUGGUUAACUUCUGUUACUUCAGAAGAGGGCCUUUAUCCAGGUGCUGAAUUUGUAACUCAUGAAAAACUCAUGACAGAGUUAAAUGAAAAUUGGGAUGAGAUUGCUCCACAUCUACUUGAUUAUAAUUAUACAAUUCCCAAGUCUAAACAGUCUGAAGUUUCAAAUAAAAUUAAAAAACAUUAUUUGGGUGAUGAAAAAAUUGGCAAUGAUACAGUUAAACCAUUAAUUCAACUUAUUGGUGAUAGAUUGUAUGUUGUGGAUGCUGUUAAAGCUGCUAAAAUGAUGGCUAAAACAAAUUCAGUUUGGUUUUAUCUGUAUAGCCAUAGAGGUCAAUACAGUUUGAGUGAUCUUUUUACAACUGCAAAGCAAAAUCUUGGUGCUAGCCAUGCUGAUGACAAUAUGCUGAUAGUUUAUUCACCUACUAAAAUAUUCAAUGCCACAGAUAUUAUUGUACAAAAUGUUUUACUUGAUAUUUGGGAGUCUUUUGCCACGACUGGUGUUCCUGAUGCUGGAAGUCAAUGGUUAAAAGUAGAUGAAUUAAGUGAUGCUAUUGAUUAUCUUCAAAUUGCCGGUCCAAAUAACGUAACAAUGAAAAAAAAUUCAAAUCUUGGAGAUGGAAAAUUUUGGCAAUCAAUUGAUUUUAAUGAAAAUAAAAUUAGUAGUAAUUUUUCAUAAAUUAUUCUAAAAUGCUUCACAUACAUUAGUUAAUAUUAA
Molecule: messenger RNA, 1815 nt
Organism: Aphidius gifuensis
Lineage: Eukaryota; Metazoa; Arthropoda; Insecta; Hymenoptera; Braconidae
Product: venom carboxylesterase-6-like
Exons: 7
Coding region: 103-1776 (557 amino acids)
Source: RefSeq, a predicted model, not a curated record